Molecule: messenger RNA, 2653 nt
Organism: Oncorhynchus gorbuscha (pink salmon)
Lineage: Eukaryota; Metazoa; Chordata; Actinopteri; Salmoniformes; Salmonidae
Exons: 4
Coding region: 391-1449 (352 amino acids)
Source: RefSeq, a predicted model, not a curated record
GCAACACGGCUGGUAGUAGCAUGUUAGCUAGCUAGCUAGCUUUUUUCUUUAGCAAGCUGGAUACGACCCCAGACAACUGUUACAUGGUGGACCUUGCAAUUUGAUUGUCUUCUUGAACCUUUGUUGCACUCUUUUACGCUGGACUGUCUUCGCCACUUGGUUGUUAGCGAGCUGGAGGAGCUGUCACUCUUGUUGGACAGAGAAACAGAUACGCGAUGUGUCAGUGAUAGACAUGGCAUAUUUCUACCCACUUAUUCUGAAUAACAGGGCUUUCUGAAGAGAUUCACUUUAGGAUCACACACACAGUCCUGCCUUGCUCCCACAAGCACAGAUGUUUGGUGCAGAUCCCACUGUGAAUUGAUCUGUAAAAAAGACACACAAGCAAGCAGUAUGUCGGAGAACCUCGUCCUCACUUUCCAGACCCAGCUCUCGGGAGUCAUGGAGACGGUCCUAAAGUCAGCCAUAUAUGAGAUCACCAGGCUGGUGGAGGACGGCUUCCUGGAGGAGGUGUCCCGAAGCCAUGAGCAGGUCGAGUCGCUGAAGAAGAGGCUACAGUGGUCGGAGAACAGAGGAAGGGAGAGGGACAGAGAGGGAGGCCAGAGGGGGAAGUGUGCAGACUGUGGGAGAGCUGAUGAGGAAGGUGGAAGCUCUGGAAACUCACAGACAGGUGCGGAGAUGGGGUGUGGCCUGAAGCAGGAGAAGGUACCAGGGGAGGAGUGGAGCAGCUGUGGGGGCGUGGCCAGGGAAACAGCCUUCCAUGAUCUGGAGGCUGAGGCCACCAGCCUUAGGAGAACCUCUGAGUCCACAGAGGUCACAGGUCAGAAGCUGGACAGCCUGCUGAAAGAGGAGCCUCUCCACAACACUGAGCUACAGGAGAGAUGGGGUGUCUGCCUGGACGGUGCCGAUGGUUCAGACGUCUCGGGGCCCAGUAAGAGUUUCAGUGAGCAGGAGCUGCAGCAGUGCCAGGCUGACUGGGGAUCCGGUCUAGACCAGGGGCCUGAACAACCAGGCCCAGAGGGAAACCCAGGGGACCCCAGCCAACCUCUCUUCCAACCCCGUUACAGCAUGGAGGAUCUGGGGGGUGGCUUUGAGAAAUCUGGUUACGGCGGUGCUGGUGGUGGAGGAGGCCAUCGUCUAGAUGUGGAAGGGCUGGACAGGCUUCCUGGUUCUCCGUCUCAUCUGGGUGCGCUGAGCUACGGAGCUGUGGGUCACUACCAGGUGGACCUGAGGAGGUCUGAGGGGGGAGACCAUCACCAUCGCUCCCACAUGCCUGGGCCCCAUCGGAGCCGGAGGGAGCAGGUGGCGUCGCCAACGCCACCCCCACACCCAGAGGUGGGUGUCCGGAACUGCCUGUUGAUCAACGAGGAGGGUUACCUGCAGGACUCCAGUGUCUUGUACCCUGAACACGGUGUCCCAGAGUCAGGUAGCAGAGCCGGCCACAGGGGCUAACCUCCAUCCACUCUGGAAGCUCAGCCCACAACAACAACACAGAGAGCCUGUAUGGUGCCCCUGACAACUUUGGACUCUCUCUAAACCUCAGAGAUCGUUCACAAGAGCAGGUAACAGAAGGAGGAGUAAUGGGAGGAGGGGGGAAGCGUCACGCCUGCAAUCAAUGCACCAUGACAUUCUCAGACUCUGGCUCCCUUGAGGCCCACAAGCAGACACACAAAACAGGUAGAGUCUCAGGGUCAGGAUCUGGGCCUCCGUACUCCUGCACCAAGUGUGGUAAGUCCUUCACCCAGGCUUGCAACCUCAAGGUCCACCAGCGGGUCCACCAGGCAGAGGGACUCCACCUCUGCAGCCACUGCUCCAAGGGCUUCACCUCCUUCUCCGACCUGAAGAGGCACAAGUGCAUUCAGACAACAGACAAGCCCUACUGCUGCUCCAUCUGUGGGAACAAAUUCAGUCGGCUCUGGAACCUCAAGCUGCACCGGCGCGUUCACACACAGGAGAAACCCCACCGCUGCACUAUGUGUGACAAGAGCUUCGCUAGGGCAGACAAUUUGAAGGUGCACCAGCGCACCCACACUGGGGAGAGACCGUACUGCUGCGCUGUGUGUGGACUCAGCUUCAAACAACUAAACCACCUGAAGUGGCACCAGCGCAAACACAGGCUGGAUCUCCUGGCCUGAGCAGUGGUCUAUAAUUAUUAUUUUUUUUUAAUUGUUUUUAAAUAAGGACAUAAAAUAUAUGAACUGUUGGAAAUCUAACCAUGUGUUGAAUAUGAAUUAAUGUCUUACAUUAUGGACUGUCUAUAAAUUGUCUGUUAUAAUGAUCAUGCGUAACCUAUGAAACAUUUGAAUGAUGGGACAUUCAUAUGCUCGUGGGAAGUCGUAAGUCUGACAUGAUUGUGUUCAAGUGCAUUUGAAGUCAGACCAAUUCUUUAACCAAUAAGAUUUUUGCUAGCUUGUUUUCUAGCUAAUGUUGCUCAUAAUAAAGUUAUCUAGUUUGCUUAACAUUGACAGUAUGGUAAAACUAGCUACAUUAUCCAAAUUGAUAAGUUUUUAAUUGUCAAAAUUGGAUUUGUUGUCAAGUUUUGGUUGAAAAGGUAUAAGUGGUUUCCCAGUUGUAAUUACGACUUAGAGGGUUGUUCAAGUGAAACUUCCCAGUCCAGCCCAGAUUUUUGCAUACAAAUAAAACAAAAUAAAACACA